AAACUGUAUAAUAUAGGCCAGUUUCAAAAAGACCUCGAUGCUUGAUUUUUAGUUUAUUUUUAAAAUAAUUUACUGUGUACCCCGGCAAUCGUUGCACAUUCUAUGCCGAGUAUACACGACCUGUCUGAAAUUACCUUUUCAAAGAUUUACGAAAGUUUAGCACUAUCACCUAUUUCAUAUUCAUAAUAUAUUAUUAAGAUCACGUACCCGGAACUACAAGCUCACAGCAGGGGACUGAAUGAGCGUUGGACCACAGCCAAGAACAUUCCGGUCUCGUGUAGGCCUACUUAUUGCGUCAGCACAGCUAUUGAAGCAUGGUGUAAUUUUAUUUUGAUCAAGAUUAUCAUUCAUCGAGUGUUUCUCUUUAUGAUCGAGCUAUCCUGUUGAAAUUUUCAGGGUAGUCUUAUUUAGUUUGUAUAUCAUAUUAAUAACGUGUUAAUUUCCUGCAGUUGAUUGAAACAUCGUAGUCUGAUCUAAAUACUAUCGCGUCUCUGGCCACUAGUGCUUGACUAGUAUUGUUACCGUGAUUAUCGGCUUAAAAUUACUGAAAGAUAUAACGAUGAAUAUUGUUUUCCUGUUAUGUAUUUCCUUUUACCUGUUUUCUGUGGGCGUAUGUUAUACCCACAUUAAUCUGAAACUUGGUGUCCAAACAUCAACGCAGACAGUUCCCUGCAAUGACCUUAUGUAUUACCAAGUUAAUGUGACUGACCCUUGCAAGGACUUGAUGAUAAAUGUGAAUGUUUUGGAAGGAGAACCAAAUGUGUACGUUUCCCGUGGCAACACAAAAUUUCCAAAUGAACGAAGUCUUGCGUGGUCAUCUUAUAACUGGGGAUCAGAAAACUUGACAAUCUCUAGUUGGGACCCGGAAUUCUCCAUUGGCACCUUCUACAUUGGUGUCCACGCCUACUGUGGAUCUGAUGUAGCCUCUGGCUAUACAGAUGCAAAGUUUACUCUUCAAGCUCUAAGUGUUGACUCCAUACACCCCAGCGAUGAAAUCCCAUUGAAUGGGAUGAUAAGAGGCAAUAUCUCUGCAGAAAAUUACUUGUAUUACCGAUUCUGUGUAUCUAGCAACUGCAAUAACGUUGAGGUAAAGUUAGAAAACUGUAUUGAUCCUGCAAAAUGCCCAACCAAUUACGCUUGGCCAGAGUUAUUGGUCUCUCGAUCCAUUGUGAAGCCAACUAUAAACGAUCACGCUUGGAAGUUAGCCUCAAUCGAAAGACGCAGUGUAUAUCUGUAUAACGCAGACUCGGAGUUCUACCCUGGUCAUUACUUUAUUGGAGUGUAUGGAUGGUGUACCCCAGAGGAAUUCUGUAACAAUAACAGUUCAUGUGGACCCUGCAAUUACGCGGAUAACCAUUCUUUUAAUCUUUCUGUUAUUGUGACUGAUGUGCAAGAAAAUGCGUGCGUUCCUAAGGGACCGUUACAGCUGUGUGAAGUUAAAUACAAUACGACGAAUGGAAGUGUAAAUAAUGCCAAAGGGAACUUUAUUUGGCUUCUAACACUUACGUAUUUAUUAACUAAACUUUUUUAAUAAGUAUUAUUAUUAGUAGUAUUUUAUUAUUAUUUUAUAGAAUUUAGCGCACUAAUGCUAUACUUUUUUUUUCUUUGGUAAAUGGAUACCUAAUCAAUCAUUACAGGUUGCAACCUCCUCCACUUAUGGUGCGCUGGGGGGAGUGUAAUAUGACACCAUCAUGCCCAUCUAUGGGCACAUCUCACAAAUUGUCGCCUAAUAUUUUCUAGUAUGGACAGAGCUUAAAUCCCUGUCCAGACUAUCAAAUUUUGUUUGACAAAAUCAUGUAACGUGCCUCAAUAUGGUCAUGAUGACAUUACAUCUUGGCCAUAUAUAGGAACAUCAUGACUAUACAUGGGAAUACAUCAGUUUUUAGAUAGACUGGACAGAUCUCAGAUUGAUUUCAGCUGUUUGACUGGCAGUCCGAAAAGGUUCAUUUAAUCUAAAUUAAUGAAAAACUGUAAAAAUAUACGCAAGCACGUGCGCUUGUGGGACGUACAACACAUGGUUUUUGAGCGCGCGCGCGUAUUCGUGAUACUGUUCUGAUUGGUCAGUUUUUAAGUUUGAUUGACAUUCUGGAAAGGUCAAUUGUAUGUAUCGCCUUGAUUGACGGCAUUUGAACGUUUAUUAAAAAGGUUUUACAUGUUAAUAGAUUAAUUUAAAUAAUUAAUUUGGUAGUAUUGUUAUAAAACAAUAUAAACAGUACACAGUACAUUACAUUACUAGAUGCAAUAGUUGAUCACGUAUAUCUAAUUUAUUGUGGUGGAGGUACUUAACAAAGUGGAUUUUACUUACUAAAGUCGUCUCGGUCGUGUGUGGACGGAUAACUUGAUCGGCCUCACUAUAGUGUAUCACCGUCCAUGGCAUCACCAUCCAUGUGAAGGCAGUUCCAUUACCUUUGCUUUUACCCAUUUUACACCAGUGUGUUGGCAAAUCCAUAUAGCAAACCAAUGCAAUGUUUUUUUUAGAAUUUCUUUUAAGCUGGAUACUCGCUGCGUCGUACUGCGGUCGUACGACCGUCUCACGACGAAUUCAACUCGGCUACCUGUGAGCGCUAGACCACGCGACGCAGUCUGCUGAUUGCCGGUGGGCAGUCUGAAUGGCCGGAUCGUCAUUAAAAACCAUCCGUUCCACGCGCGUUGUCACUUGGCGUUCUUUAUAGAAUCGCGAUGGCCGACGACCGUCGGUCGCGUAAUGAGGGCCCAGCUUAACUUUCAGUUCAUGACAUGACAUUGAGCGUGAUAUAGUUUCAGUUUAUAUGCCAGUAUUUGCAGUAAACUUGGUAAUUUAAUCUCAGGACUUACAAUAAGUGAAAACAUGCAAAUAUAAAUUAAUGAUUUUAUGGAUUAAAAGUGGAACUAACCUCUGUGAGGAAAA
Anneissia japonica is the source of this 2887-nucleotide messenger RNA. RefSeq lists its product as uncharacterized. The coding region runs from base 560 to 1531 and encodes 323 amino acids. NCBI's taxonomy places the organism in Eukaryota, Metazoa, Echinodermata, Crinoidea, Comatulida, Comatulidae. The record is from RefSeq and is a predicted model, not a curated record. The transcript has 4 exons.